AUGCAGCGCGGCUGCACUUGCGGCGCAGGCGGUGAGGUCCCCGCGGAGGAGCUUCACGCGCCGCUGCUUGACCUCGAGAGACGACGUGGCCAGGACCACACCGUGGCGCCAGCGAUGACGGCCGCCGCCAUGACGGAGUCCGUCAGGGCUGCCUUGUUGGAUGCCCAGGAAGUGGAGAUCGAGAAGGCCGCCUGGAAGGGCAUGAAGUGUGUUUUCCGGGGAUUGAUUGCCUUGCUGUGGGUAUAUUUGAUCGACUUAAUGAGAAGAUACGUGGCCACCCACAGUGUAGAAGAAUUAGUUUUCACUAUAUGUCCUUUGGGGGCAUGCGGCGGCCGGGGCCCUUCGCGACCGGGCCUGGCGCGAGCGGCAGCCGGGGCCCCUUCCGACCUCUCGGGUGGUCCGGCCUGGUCCCGCUCUCCGGCUUCUCCUUGUCCUUCGCCGUCAAGGCCACCGCGGGCAAGCUCCCUCCCGGCGAAGGCGGCGCGGCCCCCCUGCGGCGCAGGCUCGGCGGCCAAGCCGCUCCACCACGCGGUCGCGGCCUUCACGCCCCCCUGCGGCGCGGGCGCGGCGGUCAAGGCGCUCCACCACGCGCAGGCGCUGGUUGGCCCGCACUGCGCGGCGCCGUCGCCGGCACCCUCCUGCUCCACCGUCGUCCGAGCAGCGGGCCGCCGCCGCUUCCGGGGCCGACACGAUCUCCAAGCGAUGGAGAAGGAGGCGAUGCCGCUCGUCAACAAGUUCAAGCUCGACGAGGCGCCCGCCCGUGAAUCCAUUCUUGCUGCCUGUGCAGGAGGGGCACUUGUACUGCCUGAUGUGUUCAGCUUUGGCUGGGGUAAUCUUCAUGCACUUGCCAUGGAAACAUUUCUCACACAGGUCACAGCAGGUCCAGAAGUCGUCGUAACUUUGGCUGCAUGCGCCGCACAGCGCGCUCUCAUGGCCUUCCUGUGGUUCCCCAUCCUCCCCUUCACUCUCCUCUUCUUCCUUUGGAGGUGGCUACUUGUCAUGUAAAAUGAUGACAGUGCAAUUGAAACUUCAUACCUUCGCGCCAGUUUUGUUACUCUUAUUGCUGUUUUUA
This is a messenger RNA of Panicum virgatum (switchgrass), 1072 nucleotides long. RefSeq lists its product as uncharacterized. Bases 1 to 1005 code for a protein of 334 amino acids. The transcript has 5 exons. The record is from RefSeq and is a predicted model, not a curated record. NCBI's taxonomy places the organism in Eukaryota, Viridiplantae, Streptophyta, Magnoliopsida, Poales, Poaceae.